AUUCGUCAAGAAAUGACCUUAGAAAUUAAAGAAAUAACACCUCAUCCUUAUUGCUUCAAUAAAAACUGCUCUAACUGUAAAUGUGGAGAGAUUAAUAAGGAAUUAAGAUAUGAAGAAGUAUUUGAGUGUUCUCAUUGUGAUAAUGUUAUAGAUAGAGAUGUUAAUUAUCUUGCGUGGAAAUAUGUUCCCUGA
This is a messenger RNA of Funneliformis caledonium, 192 nucleotides long. Lineage: Eukaryota; Fungi; Glomeromycota; Glomeromycetes; Glomerales; Glomeraceae. The record is from the annotation of a GenBank genome assembly.